Molecule: messenger RNA, 297 nt
Organism: Linum trigynum
Lineage: Eukaryota; Viridiplantae; Streptophyta; Magnoliopsida; Malpighiales; Linaceae
Source: the annotation of a GenBank genome assembly
AUGAAGGUUAGAUCAUCAGUGAAGAAGAUGUGCGAGUUCUGCCAAGUAGUUAAGCGGCGUGGUCGAGUCUAUGUGCUUUGCAGCUCCAAUCCUAAGCACAAGCAGCGACAAGGCCUGGCCACGUUUGCCCAUGAAGGACUUUUGUCUACGGAGUCUACUACCAGUACCACCAAAGUGAUCACCACCUCUAAUCACAGCCUGCCUUCUCUCACCCCUAAAAGACGUGAGCCGAUGACAUCUGUUGCAUUUGGAUGGAGUGGGAGCCUUGCAUCUCUUCUCUUCAGGCAACCGAAGUAA